Symbiodinium necroappetens is the source of this 966-nucleotide messenger RNA. Lineage: Eukaryota; Dinophyceae; Suessiales; Symbiodiniaceae. The record is from the annotation of a GenBank genome assembly.
AUGGCAGCCCAGGAUGGCGAGCGAAAAGGCUGUUGUUGCUGCGGGCUGCGCGGCUCGCAACGAAGAAGGCGAUGGCUUCAGAGACGGCUGCGAUCUUAUCAGCCCGUGCCCAGUCCAGGUGUGGUGCUGACCAUCUACAUCGUAGCUGGUUGCUGCUUCUUAGUGCUAGGAGUUGUGCUGCACUUCACCAACCAGGCAGUUGUUGAGCUGUACCACGACUACACGGACGACCCGCCCGACUCGAACGGUGUAGUUUCAUUUGAGCUGGAAGUGGACGCUGACAUGAAAGCACCCAUAUGGGUCUACUAUCAGCUGUCCGGCUUCCACCAGAAUCAUCGGAUGUACGUCGAAAAUCGGGACGAUGCCCAGCUGAUGGACCCCAACGAAGCCAGCAAGGGGGCGCCUCCCCAGGCGUGCGUUCCGCGUGCCGAGACGGAUGGUCGCACAAACUAUCCCUGCGGUCUGAUUGCAUGGACAGUCUUCAAUGACAGCUUUGUACUUGCAGAGAAGACCGCCACGUCUGAGCUGCGCUUAGAGGUUGACAGCUCUGCGAGAUCCAUUGCCUGGGCCGGCGAUGUAGAGCGCUUCAGCAACCUGGACCCAGAGGCCCCAAGCCAGCGAAGAGCGGGUGUGCAGAACCAGCAUGCCCUCAACAUGUGGAUGUUGGGCUCCUUCCCACCUGUGGAGUGCUUCCAGGUCCACCUGGGGCCAGACAAACCGUUUGUCCCGAUUGAGGUGGCAACUAGGACAGAUUUCGCAGACGGGUCCCCAAGGGAAGUUCCCGACUGCCAGGGGUACAUGACAGGUGCUGCUACCUGCAACUUUGUCAGAAACAACGAGACCUUCUCCUGCACCGGGGACGACUACGAAGUGCGUCAAGUGCAGGACUGGGGAAUUGCUAGUGGGCACUUCUUAGUGUGGAUGAGGACGUCGGCUCUCCCAAAGUUCAGAAAGGCCUGGGGAAAG